AUGCUGGAUAUAAUAAAUAAAAAUGAAAUAUUGAGUCCCUCACCUCAGGACUUACUUAAUAAGGAUGAUAAGCAAUCAACAAUAGAUGACACGAAAUUUAAACGACAAGAAAGUAGAUACAUUGCCCCAGAAAAUAUGAAUAGUCCAUCCAUGGAUCAACCAAAUAUUUCAUACAAUAUUCCACCCAAGAAUCAUAACUUGAAGAAUUCAAACCUGUCCUCUUCUUCUUCAUCAUCUUCACAAACAUCACAAGAAAAUUCCAUUUCAACCACGACAUCAGCAUCGAAUUUAUCUCAAUCUUCAAAUUUUGAUCCAUUUGCAGGAUUAUCUUUUAAAGUAGGAGUAGCAGAAAAUAAAAACUCAACAUAUAGAUCCAAAAUGGAAGAUGUACAUACAUAUAUUGCUAAUUUUGCAGAAAGAGUAGAUUGGGGUUAUUUUGCAAUAUUUGAUGGUCAUGCAGGAAAAGAUUGUGCAAGAUGGUGUGGAAAUAAUUUACAUACAUUAUUGGAACAAGAAAUAGAUUUAAAGAUGCAAGAUCAAUCUACUACUACUACGAGUAGUAAAGAAAACUCACCACCAAUUGACGAUAUUAAUAAUACGGAUAUUCCUUCACCUAAGGAAUCAGAAUCAUCAAUGACUUCAAAUGGAGAAAGUAUUGACUCAACUAUGUCAAAUAAUUCUUUACAAUCAGCAGAAAGUGCAACAUCAUCAACUUCAAGUAUACCAUUGAAUGGUAAAUACGACAUGAAGGAACAUUUAUAUAAAAGUUUUUUAAAAGCUGAUGAUAUAAUAGAAAAAAAUGGUACGGGUACAUCAGGAUGUACAGCUGCAGUUGCAGUAUUAAGAUGGGAAAGUGAAAAUGAAGAUGAUUGUUUAAUUGAUUCAACAAAUUUAAAAUCAUUACAAGAAAGUUCAAAUAAAAAAUAUGAUUUUAUACCCACAAAAAAUCAUAAAAGAAUGUUAUAUACUUCAAAUGUUGGAGAUUCAAGAAUAAUACUUUGUAGAAAAGGUAAACCAUAUAGAUUAUCAUAUGAUCAUAAAGCUUCAGAUUCAAAUGAAAUAAAUAGAAUAGAAAAAUCUGGAGGUCUUAUAUUAAAAAAUAGAGUAAAUGGAGUAUUAGCAGUAACUAGAUCUUUAGGUGAUACUUAUAUGAAAGAUUUAGUAUUAGGUAAACCUUUUACAACAUCAACUAAAAUAGAUGAAGAUGAUGAAUUUUUAAUUAUUGCAUGUGAUGGAGUUUGGGAUGUAUUAAGUGAUGCAAAAGCUUGUAAAUUUGUUAGUCAAUGUUUUGCAAAAGGUUUAAAUACUAGUGAAACUUCUAAAAAAUUAUGUCAAUUAGCUAUUGAUAAUUCAACUAUGGAUAAUGUAACGGUAAUGAUAGUUCAAUUUGAUAAAAACAUUUUCAAGCAAUAG
Molecule: messenger RNA, 1413 nt
Organism: Lodderomyces pseudojiufengensis
Lineage: Eukaryota; Fungi; Ascomycota; Pichiomycetes; Serinales; Debaryomycetaceae
Gene: PTC1
Product: type 2C protein phosphatase
Exons: 1
Coding region: 1-1413 (470 amino acids)
Biological process (GO): protein dephosphorylation
Molecular function (GO): protein serine/threonine phosphatase activity; cation binding
Source: RefSeq, a predicted model, not a curated record